Molecule: messenger RNA, 1149 nt
Organism: Solanum lycopersicum (tomato)
Lineage: Eukaryota; Viridiplantae; Streptophyta; Magnoliopsida; Solanales; Solanaceae
Product: small ribosomal subunit protein uS5x-like
Biological process (GO): translation
Cellular component (GO): cytosolic small ribosomal subunit; ribosome
Molecular function (GO): structural constituent of ribosome; RNA binding
Source: RefSeq, a predicted model, not a curated record
CUCAAGCCCAUUUUACGAAACCCUAGCUCCCUUAUAAGCCUAACAAUCCGUCAUUUUUCAUCUUCACACAUACACACACUCUGUAAACCCUAGCUGCAUACCUUAUACCUACAAUCAUGGCGGAAAGAGGAGGAGGGGAGAGAGGUGGGUUCGGUCGUGGAUUUGGAGGCCGUGGUGGUAGAGGUGGAGACCGCGGUGGACGGGGCCGUGGCGGCCGUCGUCCACGUCGUGAAACAGAGGAGGAGAAAUGGGUUCCGGUCACUAAGCUAGGAAGGCUUGUGAAAGAUGGCAAAAUUCGCUCACUUGAGCAAAUUUACCUUCACUCACUCCCAAUCAAGGAGUUCCAAAUCAUAGAUACCCUCAUCGGUCCAUCUCUCAAGGAUGAGGUGAUGAAAAUCAUGCCGGUUCAGAAGCAGACCCGUGCCGGGCAGAGAACCAGGUUUAAGGCGUUUGUUGUUGUAGGUGACGGGAAUGGUCACGUUGGUUUGGGUGUUAAGUGCUCGAAGGAAGUCGCUACUGCUAUUCGUGGAGGAAUUAUAUUGGCUAAACUAUCAGUGAUUCCAGUGAGGAGAGGUUACUGGGGUAACAAGAUUGGUAAGCCACACACUGUGCCUUGCAAGGUUACAGGGAAAUGUGGGUCUGUUACUGUGAGGAUGGUGCCUGCUCCUCGUGGUGCUGGUAUAGUUGCUGCUCGUGUCCCCAAGAAGGUCCUUCAGUUUGCUGGUAUCGAAGAUGUCUUCACAUCUUCUCGCGGAUCCACCAAAACCCUUGGCAACUUCGUUAAGGCUACCUUUGAUUGUUUAAUGAAGACUUACGGGUUCCUGACCCCAGACUUCUGGAAAGAGACUCGGUUCACCAAAUCUCCAUUCCAAGAGUACUUUGAUAUCUUGGCAAAACCUGCCAAUAAGGUUAUUGUGUACGCCACUGAAGAGGCAGCACCUGAGAGGGUUGAGGCUUGAUUCAUUUUAGAUGUGAUAUGAGUCCUUCUGUCGUUUUGUUCUAGUAGUUCUCUUCUCUGAUACGUUAGUAUUCUAAAUUUUGUUCUGUUUCUGAGGGAUAUUUUCCGCAGACUUGCAAAACAUAAUGUUCCUUGUUUUGGUUUGUUUUCAACAAUACAUAUGAAUUUGAUCUCAUGUUUUUGCUUGAUUA